AUGAAGGCGAGCAGUGGACAGUUCAAGAUACAAGUCUAUAAAAGAGCUGCGCUGGUGGACAUUGGUGAAGCCAUGAAGCAGAUGGCUGAUAUUAAAGAUGCCCUUGAUAUCAAUGUGAAACAGAACUUCAUUGACCCACUUCAGACUCUACAAGACAAAGACCUCAAAGAGAUUGUGCAUCAUCUGAAGAAACUGGAGGGUCGACGGUUAGACUUUGACUACAAGAAGAAACGUCAAGGCAAGAUUCCUGAUGAGGAGAUCAAACAGGCUGUGGAGAAGUUUGAGGAAUCCAAAGAACUCGCUGAGAGGAGCAUGUUUAACUUUUUGGAGAAUGAUGUAAGGAAAAUUACUAAUGAGAACCUUUAA
Sinocyclocheilus grahami is the source of this 366-nucleotide messenger RNA. RefSeq names its product endophilin-A3-like. Gene Ontology annotation, cellular component: cytoplasm. Lineage: Eukaryota; Metazoa; Chordata; Actinopteri; Cypriniformes; Cyprinidae. Gene Ontology annotation, molecular function: protein binding. The coding region runs from base 1 to 366 and encodes 121 amino acids. The record is from RefSeq and is a predicted model, not a curated record. The transcript is spliced from 3 exons.